CGGGGUUGGCGCAACAUCAAACCAGCUGCCGACGCCCCAGACUUUCCGUCACUAACCCACAUCUGACAAGCCAACCUACGUCGGCCGUUUGCGACCAAGCCGCCUCUCUCCCUACAGCCCGGACUGCGCAAAGAGAAUUUCAGGCUUUUCCUACACUGCAGGGCGCGCAUCCCAUCCUUGAAACUCCCAUUACUGGCCUUUUGUCCAGCUGCAAUCACCUGUGGUCGCCCUCUCUCUUCCUUAUCUUUGACGUGUUAACCCGCUUCAAACCAGAGCUCCCGAUCACUCGUCCUGGGCCGUCAGUCGAUCCGAGAUGGGCGUGUCCGAACUCACGGCCUCGGCGGUCGCGCAAGGGCCUAUUCCAAUGGGAGGAGGCAUUGGGGGAGGCUUGCCGAGCCAGCAGUCGGAGUUGCAAAACAGAGCAGGCUCCAGUAACAGCCCAUUCAUUCGGAGCGCGGCGUCUGGUCUGGUCAAGUGGCAGCUCUUGGACAACGAGACCAUUGAGCGGGCAAAGAGGGAGAACAAGCUCAUAUUCAUCCACAUUGGCUACAAUGCCUGCCACUUCUGUCGCCUCAUGUCCAUCGAGUCCUUCACGAACCCCGAUUGCGCCGCAGUUCUCAACGAGGCCUUUAUCCCUGUCAUUGUCGACCGCGAGCAGCGCCCGGACAUUGACACGAUUUACAUGAACUACGUCCAGGCCGUCAGUAACGUGGGAGGAUGGCCACUGAACGUGUUUGUUACGCCGUUGCUGGAGCCUGUGUUUGGCGGUACAUACUGGCCGGGGCCUGGAACAUCACGGCGUUCAACCACUGAGCACGAAGACGAGUCACCCGAUUUUUUGACCAUACUCAAGAAGGUCCGGGAUAUUUGGCGCGACCAGGAAUCCCGUUGCAGGAAGGAAGCGACUGAAGUCGUGGCGCAGCUGCGAGAAUUCGCCGCUGAAGGCACGCUUGGCACCAGAGGUAUCACGACUCAGCAGCCGCUCGCCCCCCCUGGUUGGUCUACGCCGACGCCAUCACAAGCUCCAACUCCACGCGAGAAGGACGCCCCUGUGUCCAGCGAGCUAGAUCUUGACCAGUUGGAAGAGGCCUACACUCACAUUGCCGGCACGUUUGACCCCGUCUAUGGAGGUUUUGGUCUCGCACCCAAGUUUUUGACGCCACCCAAGCUGGCUUUCCUGCUGCAGCUAGGCACGUUUCCUAGCGCUGUGCAGGAUGUCGUUGGCGAGGCCGAGUGCAAGCAUGCCGCCCAAAUGGCCGUGGACACUCUGCGCAAGAUACGCGACGGUGCCUUGCACGACCAUGUUGGGCGGACGGGAUUCGCUCGAUGCUCUGUCACGCCUGACUGGAGCAUCCCGAACUUCGAGAAGCUCGUUGUUGACAACGCGUUGCUGCUGAGGCUGUACCUCGACGCUUGGGUGGCUGCUGGAGGCCAGACGAACAGCGAGUUUUACAACAUCGUAAGCGAACUGGCUGAGUACUUGACAUCGCCUCCAAUUGCCUUGCCGAACGGUGGCUUUGCUACAAGCGAGGCCGCCGACUCGCAUUACCGGAGAGGCGACAGAGAGAAGCGGGAGGGUGCCUACUAUCUUUGGACAAGACGAGAAUUUGACUCGGUUUUGGACGCCGCCGAUAGGCGCAUUAGCCCCGUGGCAGCCGCCCACUGGGAUGUUCAGGAAGACGGAAAUGUUGACGAGGACCAUGACCCCAAUGACGACUUUAUCAACAAUAACAUCCUGAGAGUCGUCAAGAAGCCCGAAGAACUUGCUCAGCAGUUCAAUAUUCCAGUCGAGUCAGUGGAGCAGUACAUUCAGGCGGCGAAAAGAGAACUCAAGUCUAGGCGCGAGCGCGAGCGAGUGCGACCAGAGCUCGAUGACAAGGUCGUUACAGGCUGGAACGGCCUAGCAAUAUCCGGGCUGGCCAGAGCGGCGACCGCCCUGGAGAGUGCGAAUACGGAGCUGGCAGAGAAAUGUCUUACUGUGGCGAGAGCCGCGGUUGGCUUCAUCCUCGCGAACCUCUGGGACGGCACCUCCAAGGUCUUGUAUCGGGUAUGGAAGGAGGGGCGCGAUACAGAGGGAUUCGCCGACGAUUACGCUUACUUCAUCCUUGGCCUUCUCGACCUGUUUGACGCCACUGGCGAUGAAGACCUCCUUAAGUUUGCCGACACGCUACAAAAAACCCAAAUCAGCCUCUUUCACGACCAGGCUGGUGCCUUCUUUUCUACGACGAGCGCGUCAUCGCACAGCAUUCUCCGCCUCAAGGAUGGCAUGGACACUUCCCUUCCCUCGACCAACGCCAUCGCCGCGUCGAACCUCUUCCGUUUGGGGUCACUUCUUGAUGACGAGCGCUACUCUGCGCUGGCUCGGGGGACCGUCAACGCCUUUGAGGCGGAGAUCCUGCAGCACCCCUGGUUGUUCCCGGGCCUGUUAGCGGGUGUGGUAUCAGCGAGGUUGGGAUGCCCUGAAAGCAGCUCGCGGGCAGGCAUCAGUUACAAGGCCGUGAGGGAGAAGGCCUGAUGUAGUUUCGGGGCGUUUGUGGGAGCAGAUAGAGCGUCGAGAUCGGAGGUCGCGUUUUGGCCAGGAAUGCCCCCUUCUGUCCAGGACAUCCAUCAGACAUUUUGAUUGCAUUUUCCCGUAUAGGAGUUAUUCCGUAUCUUCGUAUACUGUAGCUCAAGCGCAAUAAUCGUAUUCACAUUUCGCUGUAGCAUAUCACCGCGUGUGCAGGUC
Messenger RNA from Purpureocillium takamizusanense, 2725 nucleotides. RefSeq lists its product as uncharacterized. Lineage: Eukaryota; Fungi; Ascomycota; Sordariomycetes; Hypocreales; Ophiocordycipitaceae. The record is from RefSeq and is a predicted model, not a curated record. Gene Ontology annotation, biological process: carbohydrate metabolic process. The coding region runs from base 314 to 2515 and encodes 733 amino acids. The transcript is spliced from 3 exons.